AUGUCAAGUAAAUCAGAAGAAGAAUGGAGAGCUAUAUUAUCUCCUCAACAAUUUAAAGUAUUGAGACAAAAUGGUACUGAAGCUCCUCAUAGUGGAGAAUUUGUUAAAACUCCAAAUGAUAAGAGUUUGGUAUAUAAAUGUGUAGGAUGUGAUAGUCCAUUAUAUGAAUCAUCAACUCAAUUCGAUGCCCAUUGUGGUUGGCCAGCAUUCUAUCAAGCAAUUCCGGGAUCCAUCACCACAAAAACUGAUUCAAGUUUCGGUAUGGUUAGAGAAGAAAUGAGAUGUGCUAAUUGUGAUGGACAUUUAGGUCAUAUAUUUAGAGGUGAAGGUUAUAAAACUCCUACCGAUGCUAGACAUUGCGUAAAUAGUAUUUGUUUAAAAUUAGAUAAGAACUAA
This is a messenger RNA of Yamadazyma jaroonii, 396 nucleotides long. Lineage: Eukaryota; Fungi; Ascomycota; Pichiomycetes; Serinales; Debaryomycetaceae. The record is from the annotation of a GenBank genome assembly.